AUGGCGAGCGGAUCAGAGUUUAAGAAGGGGUAUUGGACAAAAGAGGAAGACCGUCUUCUCAAACAACAUAUCCAACUUCACGGCGAAGCUCACUGGAGCUCUAUUCCUAUAACAUCAGGUUUGUUGCGAUGUGGUAGGAGUUGCAGGUUACGGUGGAUGAAUCAUCUUCGCCCCAAUUUAAAGCGUGGAAAAAUUUCACAAGACGAAGAAGAGCUUAUCAUAAGGCUGCAAAUACUGCUUGGCAACAGAUGGUCAUUGAUUGUAGGUCGGAUGCCGGGAAGAACAGACAAUGAGGUGAAGAAUUACUGGUAUAGCCGGUUGAAACAUAGGGUGCUCGGCAACAAAGUAUUAAGAUCUUCGGUUAGCAGAUUAACUGCUAAACGUUUAAACAAUCCAGCCAAGUCUCUGCCCACAGAAAUUGAAUCUGCAAAAUGGAAGGACGCGUGCAUAGAAGCACAAGGGCAGGAUAUUGCACUCGAAGUUGGAGAAGAAAUGGAGGAGCCAUCCAAAUGUGAUGCAUUUGAAAGAGAUGGGUAUCCGUCUGAAGUAUCACCUUGCAAUUUCUAUUUGUUUGAAGAGUCAAAUUCCCUCCUUCACUUGUGUUAUGAAGAGCAGAGUGAGAUAGAACAUUGGUUGUGA
This is a messenger RNA of Cryptomeria japonica (Japanese cedar), 639 nucleotides long. Its product is annotated as transcription factor MYB3-like. The transcript is spliced from 3 exons. The coding region runs from base 1 to 639 and encodes 212 amino acids. The record is from RefSeq and is a predicted model, not a curated record. NCBI's taxonomy places the organism in Eukaryota, Viridiplantae, Streptophyta, Pinopsida, Cupressales, Cupressaceae.